CGAGUUCUUCGUUCCUCGUGCCACGGUGCCAGCCACCCUCCCUCCCUCCUCACAAGCUCACCACCCAGCCAAGCGCGGAACGACGACAAGACGGACGGGGGAGGCAGCCCGACCGGCGACCAGUCGGGGGGAGUGGUGCGCGCUCGCGCGCGGACCGUUCCACAUGGCUCUGGGAGCGGAGAUGGCGCGGCCGUUCCUGGCCGCGUGCGGCGACGGGGAGGUCUCGGCCAGGGCGGCGGCGGUGGCGUUCCUCGCCGCGGAGACGGGGCGGCCGCUGGACCCGGUGGUCUGGGGCGACGAGAAGCGGAUGAAGCGGGAGCUCGUGGCGUGGGCCAAGGCCGUGGCGUCCAUGGCGGCAGCCGGCAAGAACGCCCCUCGCCGCCGCCGCCGCCCAUGAGCCGCAGGCGUAGAUAGCGUACAGUUUCCAAGCUCGCAGUCACAGGUUGCUGCACACACGCUGCAAUCUGAAUUGCGAGAUGCACGUGCUAUGCAGCUUGUUUGGCGACCUUAUGCUUGCUGUACUUGCUUUCUUGGGGGUGGGGAAGGCUGAUCCAUUUCUUCUUGUUAUAUUGUGUAAUUUUCGUAGUGGGGAGGCGAGGCUAAAAUAGAUGCCCCAUCUUUCUAUUUUGUAACAUAUUAUUUUCUCUGUACAUAUAUAUGAUCGAGAUAUAUACUAUAUUGUACAACAAUUUUAACUGUC
This is a messenger RNA of Panicum hallii, 700 nucleotides long. RefSeq lists its product as uncharacterized. Bases 164 to 397 code for a protein of 77 amino acids. NCBI's taxonomy places the organism in Eukaryota, Viridiplantae, Streptophyta, Magnoliopsida, Poales, Poaceae. The record is from RefSeq and is a predicted model, not a curated record. The transcript has a single exon.